GCCGACGCCGAGCCGGCAGGCGGGGUGCGCCGCUCCUCUUCUGCGAGAGCAGCGGGGGCCGUGGAGCUGGAACCGGAGCCGGAGCCGGGGCCGGGGCGGGAGUCGGGGCCGGGGCCGGGCCGGAGCGGGCUCCAGCGCUAUGGGGUCGGCCGACUCUAAGCUGAAUUUCCGAAAGGCGGUGAUCCAGCUCACCACCAAGACGCAGCCUGUGGAAGCCACCGAUGAUGCCUUUUGGGACCAGUUCUGGGCAGACACGGCCACCUCAGUGCAGGACGUCUUUGCGCUGGUGCCGGCGGCAGAGAUCCGGGCCGUGCGGGAGGAGUCACCCUCCAAUCUGGCCACUCUGUGCUACAAGGCCGUGGAGAAGCUGGUGCAGGGAGCCGAGAGCGGCUGCCAUUCGGAGAAGGAGAAGCAGAUUGUCCUGAACUGCAGCCGGCUUCUCACCCGAGUGUUGCCCUACAUCUUCGAGGACCCUGACUGGAGGGGCUUCUUCUGGUCCACAGUGCCCGGGGCAGGACGAGCAGGGGGAGACGAUGAUGGUGAGAACGCCCGGCCCCUGGCUGAGUCCCUGCUCCUGGCCAUCGCCGACCUCCUCUUCUGUCCAGAUUUCACUGUCCAGAGCCACCGCAGGAGCACUGUGGACUCAGCGGAGGACGUCCACUCCCUGGACAGCUGUGAAUACAUCUGGGAGGCUGGUGUGGGCUUUGCUCACUCCCCCCAGCCCAACUACAUCCAUGACCUGAACCGGAUGGAGCUGUUGAAACUGCUGCUGACAUGCUUCUCUGAGGCCAUGUACCUGCCCCCAGCUCCGGACAGUGGCAGCACCAACCCGUGGGUGCAGUUCUUUUGUUCCACGGAGAACAGACACGCCCUCCCCCUGUUUACCUCCCUCCUCAACACCGUGUGUGCCUAUGACCCUGUGGGCUACGGGAUCCCCUACAACCACCUACUCUUCUCCGACUACCGGGAACCCCUGGUGGAGGAGGCGGCCCAGGUGCUCAUCGUCACCUUGGACCACGACAGUGCCACCAGCGCCAGCCCCACCGUGGACGGCACCACGACAGGCACGGCCAUGGAUGACGCGGAUCCUCCAGGACCCGAAAACCUGUUUGUAAACUACCUGUCCCGCAUCCAUCGGGAGGAGGACUUCCAGUUCAUCCUCAAGGGCAUAGCCCGGCUGCUCUCCAACCCCCUGCUCCAGACCUACCUGCCCAACUCCACCAAGAAGAUCCAGUUCCACCAGGAGCUGCUAGUCCUCUUUUGGAAGCUCUGCGACUUCAAUAAGAAAUUCCUCUUCUUUGUGCUCAAGAGCAGUGAUGUGCUGGACAUCCUGGUCCCCAUCCUCUACUUCCUCAAUGAUGCCCGAGCGGAUCAUUCCCGGGUAGGCCUGAUGCACAUCGGAGUCUUCAUCCUGUUGCUUCUGAGCGGGGAGCGGAACUUCGGGGUGCGGCUGAACAAGCCCUACUCGGUGCGCGUGCCCAUGGACAUCCCGGUCUUCACCGGUACCCAUGCGGACCUGCUCAUUGUGGUGUUCCACAAGAUUAUCACCAGCGGUCACCAGCGGCUGCAGCCCCUGUUCGACUGCCUGCUCACCAUCGUGGUCAACGUGUCCCCCUACCUCAAGAGCCUGUCCAUGGUGGCCGCCAACAAGCUGUUGCACCUGCUGGAGGCCUUCUCCACCACCUGGUUCCUCUUCUCCGCUGCCCAGAACCACCACCUGGUGUUCUUCCUCCUGGAGGCCUUCAACAACAUCAUUCAGUACCAGUUCGACGGCAACUCCAACCUGGUCUACGCCAUCAUCCGAAAGCGCAGCGUCUUCCACCAGCUGGCCAACCUGCCCGCCGACCCCCCUGCCAUCCACAAGGCCUUGCAGCGGCGCCGACGGCCACCCGAGUCCUUGUCCCGAACUGGCUCACAGGAGGGCGCCUCCAUGGAGGGCUCCCGCCCUGCGGCCCCCGCUGAGCCUGGCACUCUCAAGACGAGCCUGGUGGCCACCCCAGGCAUUGACAAGCUGACCGAGAAGUCCCAGGUGUCAGAGGACGGCACCUUGCAAUCCCUGGAGCCCAUGUCCCAGCAGAGCUCGGCAGAGGGCAGCCCGACCGCGGAGGAGCCCGAGCAGGCGUGGCGGGAGCAGCGGCGGCUAUCCAGCGCCUCAGCCAGUGGGCAGUGGAACCCAACAUCGGAAUGGGUUCUCUCUUGGAAGUCAAAGCUGCCGCUGCAGACCAUCAUGAGGCUGCUCCAAGUGCUGGUUCCCCAGGUGGAAAAGAUCUGCAUCGACAAGGGCCUGACGGAUGAGUCAGAGAUCCUGAGGUUCCUGCAGCACGGCACCCUGGUGGGGCUGCUCCCUGUGCCGCACCCCAUCCUCAUCCGCAAGUACCAGGCCAACUCAGGCACGGCCAUGUGGUUCCGCACCUACAUGUGGGGUGUCAUCUAUCUGAGGAAUGUGGACCCGCCUGUCUGGUACGACACGGAUGUGAAGCUGUUUGAGAUCCAGCGGGUGUGAGGACGGAAGCCCAGCAGGGGCCGGGACCAGAGGAGUGGGGGGCCCCGGGCCCCUGAUGCUCCCCGACCCACUCUUCUAGGCUUUAGGUUGCCACAGUAGGAGCUGGGGCUGGCGGACGGGCUGAGUCCCGGGUGGCAGGCCCUAAAGGCCCCUGGUGGCUGGGUUGGUGGGGACAGGUUCUGAUCACCCCACCCCUACCCCCGAGGGCUGGACUCCCAGGAGCCUCCCAUCUCCAGGGCUGCAGGCCCUGGCCAGAGCCCCCACCUCCCUCUGGCUCCCCGCUCAAGACCCGUCUCUGUGCUGCCCAUCAUCCCCAGAGGCCACCAGGUCACUGAGCCCUCAUGGGUCACCCAGCAGGGAGCUGUGGGCUGUCCCUUGAGGCACCCGGGCAGGGGCGCCCUCCCAUGCCUCCUACCCUGAAACAACCUCGUCCAGGCCCAGUUUGCUGCCGGGGCCUGGAGGAGGAGAGGAAGAAGGGUGGCUAGGCUGCUUGAGGAAACGGAGGGCUCGGAGACUGCAGAAGCCAGUC
Molecule: messenger RNA, 3032 nt
Organism: Mustela lutreola (European mink)
Lineage: Eukaryota; Metazoa; Chordata; Mammalia; Carnivora; Mustelidae
Gene: HID1
Product: HID1 domain containing
Exons: 19
Coding region: 140-2503 (787 amino acids)
Cellular component (GO): membrane; Golgi medial cisterna; Golgi trans cisterna
Source: RefSeq, a predicted model, not a curated record